Messenger RNA from Saccharomyces kudriavzevii IFO 1802, 840 nucleotides. RefSeq names its product transcription initiation factor IIA large subunit (gene TOA1). The record is from RefSeq and is a predicted model, not a curated record. The coding region runs from base 1 to 840 and encodes 279 amino acids. NCBI's taxonomy places the organism in Eukaryota, Fungi, Ascomycota, Saccharomycetes, Saccharomycetales, Saccharomycetaceae. The transcript has a single exon. Gene Ontology annotation, cellular component: transcription factor TFIIA complex. Gene Ontology annotation, biological process: transcription initiation at RNA polymerase II promoter; transcription by RNA polymerase II.
AUGUCGAAUGCAGAGGCAAGUAGAGCAUAUGAAAUCAUUGUCGAAACUGUGGUAAAUGAAGUAAGAGAAGAUUUUGAAAACGCAGGUAUAGAUGAACAAACUUUACAAGACCUGAAAAACGUCUGGCAAAAAAAGCUUACAGAGUCCAAAGUAACUACUUUUUCCUGGGAUAACCAGUUUAAUGAGACAAAUAUAAGUGGUGUACAGAACGAUUUAAAUUUUAAUCUUGCAGCUCCCAAUACAAAUACCACUGAGUUUAAUAUCAAGGAAGAAAAUGCUGGUAAUGAAGGACUGGUUUUACCAAAUGUCAAUGCAAAUAAUAACAUGCCGCAUGCUGGAGGGGCCAACGUUGUAACUAAUACAGGAGAAGCAAAUAGUAUUAACACGAAUACUGGUGCUGGCACAAAUCUAACCAGAGCCAGUGAGUCCAACAUUGAAGUAAAGCCGGAGAUAGAGCUGACCAUCGAAAACGCUAAUAUAAAUACUGUCGAAAAUGUAGAUGGGGAGGAGGGAAAAAAAGAAGAUGAGAAGGAGGAGGAGGAAAAAAGCCGGAAGGAAAAGGAACAGAUAGAACAAGUGAAGUUACAAGCAAAGAAGGAAAAAAGAAGUGCAUUAUUAGAUACGGAUGAGGUCGGUUCAGAAUUAGAUGAUUCCGACGACGACUAUCUGAUUUCAGAGGGCGAAGAAGACGGGCCAGAUGAGAACUUAAUGCUUUGCUUAUACGAUAAAGUCACAAGGACCAAAGCUAGAUGGAAAUGUAGUUUGAAAGAUGGCGUAGUUACCAUUAAUAGAAAUGACUACACUUUUCAAAAGGCUCAGGUGGAGGCAGAAUGGGUAUAA